GGCCGCCUGGAAUGAAGAUGGUGGCAAGUGUCCGGGUGCAGAAGCUGGUCCGCCGGUACAAACUGGCGAUCGCCACGGCGCUGGCCAUCCUGCUCAUCCAAGGCCUGGUGGUGUGGAGCUUCAGCAGCCUGGAGGAGGACGACCAGGGAGAGCAGGGACGGCAGAAGAAGGCCCAGAUACUUGGAAACGGGGAAGGAUCAAAGGAUUCAGACAGCUCGGCAGGCCAUCGGGGAAGCUUGAGCCGAAAGCAUGGACGGUGGAAGAGUCACCCAGACAAUCCGGGUGUUCUGAUGGCCAAGGUAGUGAGAGCCGUCACAGUGAAGCACAAACCUGGACGCAGAAUGCCAGUCUACCUGGAUUCCUCAAGCAGGAGGAACCUGACAGAGCUCAGAGGGGAUGCCCAGCUGGCAGUGUUCCAGCACGGGGACACAGGCAGUGUGGAAGGGGCACCACAGCCCACUGAGAACAACUUCACUCCCAAGUGUGAGAUCACAGGGAAAGAUGCGCUGUCUGCAUUAGCCAGAGCCAGCAGUAAGCAGUGUCAGCAAGAGAUCGCCAAUGUGGUGUGCCUACAUCAAGCAGGGAACCUAAUGCCACGCUCUCUGCCCCGGCAGUGCCAACUCUCAGGGAAAGUCAGCCCGGUGAUCCAGUGGGAUGACAGCAGGAUGCUCCAAGUCUCAGUGAGCAAGCCAGUCCGGAUUGUGUACAUGUUGGUGGUUCAUGGACGAGCCAUCCGCCAGCUGAAGCGCCUCAUCAAGGCCGUGUAUCAUCAGCAACAUUUCUUCUACAUCCAUGUUGACAAGCGCUCUACUUAUCUACACCGUGAAGUAUUGGGGGUGGCCCAGCAUUAUUCCAACAUCCGGGUCACUCCCUGGAAUAUGGUCACUAUCUGGGGCGGGGCCAGCCUGCUGAAGAUGUACCUGCGUAGCAUGAAGGAUCUGCUAGAGAUGACGGACUGGCCCUGGGACUACUUCAUCAACCUGAGUGCCACAGACUACCCUACAAGGACCAAUGAGGAGCUGGUGAUGUUCCUGUCAAAAUAUAGAGACAAGAACUUCCUGAAGUCUCAUGGCCGAGAUAAUGCCAGGUUCAUCAAGAAGCAGGGUCUAGACCGACUUUUCCAUGAAUGCGACUCUCAUAUGUGGCGGCUGGGCGAACGACAGAUUCCUGAGGGCAUUGUGGUGGACGGUGGCUCUGAUUGGUUUGCCCUCACUCGCAGCUUUGUGGAAUAUGUGGUCUACACCACUGACAAACUGGUCUCCCAGCUACAGCAGUUCUACACAUAUACACUUCUCCCAGCAGAGUCUUUUUUCCAUACCGUCCUGGAGAACAGCCACGCCUGCGAUACCCUGGUAGACAAUAACCUCCGGGUGACAAACUGGAACCGCAAGCUGGGCUGCAAGUGCCAGUACAAGCACAUUGUGGACUGGUGCGGCUGCUCGCCAAAUGACUUCAAGCCGCAGGACUUCUUGCGACUGCAGCAACUCUCCAGACCCACCUUCUUUGCCAGGAAGUUUGAAUCAACCAUUAAUCAGGAGGUGCUGGAGAUCUUGGACUCCCAUCUCUAUGGUAACUACCCACCUAACAUGCCAGCCCUCAAGGCCUAUUGGGAGAGUGUCUAUGACUUCGUGGAUGGGCUGAGUGGGCUCAGCGACGUCACCUUGACUGUGUACACAUCCUUCUCCAGGCUGGGGCUGCAGAAAGUGACAUCUGCACAGGCACAGAAAGAUGAGAGGCUUUGCAGAUUUGAGCCACAGGGCUUCCCAUCCAGUGUGCAUCUGUAUUUCUAUGAUGACCAUUUCCAGGGUUACUUGGUGACUCAGGAAGUGAAGAACACUGUAACACAGCAGACGGACUCUCUAGAAAUGUGGAUGAUGCCCCGAGGGACUCUCAAACUAGCCAGUCGUGGGAGACAAACUAACCGUCUGCAAAAUCUGGAGGUGGGGACUGAGUGGGAUCCCAAGGAGAGGAUCUUCCGCAACUUUGGUGGUCUGAUUGGGCCUUUUGAUGAGCCAGUGGCUAUGCAGAAAUGGUCACGGGGCCCCAACCUCACAGCCACGGUUGUCUGGAUUGAUCCCACCUACAUCAUUGCCACAUCCUAUGACAUCACUGUUGACGCAGAGGCAGAGUUCACACAGUACAAGCCACCCCUGAACCGGCCUCUUCGCCCUGGUGUGUGGACCAUCCGUCUCCUCCAGUUCUGGGAACCCCUGGGAGAGAGCCAGUUCUUGGUGGUCCCACAGACCUUCAAUCGCAAGCAGCCUCUCAGGAAAGAUGACAGCAAAUGGCUGCACUCCGGUCCUCCCCGCAACGAGUACAUGGAGCAGAAUUUCCAGGGCCUGGCUGGGAUCUUGAGCCUGCCACGUUUGGAUGAAACAGAGCGGGCCAACCAUCAGCACACGCAGCUGGUGGGCAAGGCUCUAGAGAACUGGACAGACAGCAGCAUCGGUGGCUUCUGGCUGGUGGCCGGCCUGUGUGUGGCAAGCCCUUCCAGUUGCUCCACCCUGGAGCUGUGUAGCAAAACCUCGUGGAGUUCGCUGUCCCCAGACCCCAAGUCAGAACUGGGGGCCAUCAAGCCUGAUGGGCGACUGAGGUAGCAGGGGCAGCCAGCAGCACAUUGUCGGGAGCAAGGAAGCAUCCACACAUCAGGCGGGCAUACGUUCCCCUGCACACACAGACACACACAGGGAAAACUCUAGACUACAUCGUCCUGUGGUAAUGCACUAGGGCAAAUGCAAGAGAGGAUUCCCAAAGCAGACAGCUAUCGCGAUGGUCUGCGGUGCGGAUGAUGUAAAGAUGGAGGUCCCACUCACCGUUCUCAGGAUUGGCCAGAGAGAACAUGUGGAUGGGAGAAGCUGACCUGUUCAUGAAUCCAAGCAAUGGAAACUGAUCUGGCAGGUGAGCUGCCGGCUUCUUGGCUCCAACGGGCUCUUCCCAACCAAGGAUAAUGUUCUACAAGAUCAGGACUUCUUGUUCCCAAAUGGUUGCUGGCAAAGGAUUCUGGGAAAUGGGGGAGGGUAGGCUGGGAAUGCAGGCAGCUAGGCUGUCACUGUGUCUGUGUCCUCUGAGCAGCUGGUGCUGGCUUGACGCUCAUUUUCCAUCUUCCCACCCCAUCCUUUUAGUUCCUAUUUUUUUAAGAAUAAAUGUUAUGUGUAUUGUAUAAAGCAAAGUGCAAUAGAAACCACAGUCAUUUCCCCCCCUCCAAAGGGAGGAUCUCAGCGUCUCCAUUUUCUUUUUAUACUGUAACGUAUCUUCUUGUCUUUGAUUAUUCUGUCGGCAUGCAAAGAGGGUGGAAUGCUUGGAUUUCUCCUAAUGGUGCUCACUCCUUGGCUCUUGCUACGGAUAACUUGAGAGAGGGGGCUCUCUCCUUUUGUCCAGUGCAGAACCACCCCUCAAACACACACACUUUACUUAGAAGUCAGGAGGGAGCCAGGCCUCUCUUGGCUGCUGCGCCAAGGCUCCCCGUUAACAGAGCUGCCAAUUUGUGCCAAACUUCUGUAUCUGUUCAAGCCCCUUCAGCAGUGUCUCAGAACCCACCCGGUUCUCCCUCCUUUUGUUAGCCUGAAACCGGGUUGGUACUGUAUUUGGUGGCCUCUCACAGAGCCAUUUUGUGGCUACGUACUAAACUCCUCCCCUUGCUUUCAGGAUGAAUUGUCUUUCCAUUGGGCUGCCACAGUCUCUCUGCCCCUGCUACGGCUGCCACAGUAGACAGUCAGCCCUGACUCCCCCAUCCCCCACUUCCCCUCAGGCUGCUGGAUGGGUUUUGGUUUUCAUGUUAACAUUGUUAAAUAAGUCAUAAUUUGUGUGUCUUCCUCCCCACCCCAUACACCAGCUCUCUAAAGGUGACUGCCUUCCAGGCAAAAACAGUGUUUUCAUUUGCUGGGAUUGUCCCUGUUCUGUAUUUAAUGUUGUCCAAUGUAUGAUCCUUCAUAUGCAUCCCAGUUGCUGAGUGAACCACCCGCAGUUGAACUGGGGACAGCAGUGCCAGGAAAGGGGGGGGGGCUUUGUCUUUUUCCUAACAGUGGUUAUAAAACAAAAGUGUUAAGAUAAAAGGGACUCCCCUGGGGCAGCCUUUCCCCCCAAUUUGUGCCAUAUCAAAUUUCAGUGCAAACACCUAGAUGACGACUUCACAUGGGGAUGAACUGUUGCUGCCGCCUCUUCAAAGGAGCGUAGAAGGUGGCUCUUUGUUUCCAGUUGAGCUAGGCCUGAGGUUCAGAGUUCUGAUGCAGACCUGGCAAGAUUUUAAAGAAUGUUUGGAUCUCAGGGCUUGGACUGACCCUCUCAGGAGAGGGGUUGCCUGCAUUUCCUCAAACCAUGAGUGUUUUCUAGGUCAGAUGUGCAGAUCAUAAACAAUAUCUGGCCGUUGCUUUAAGAUGGCUUGGGUGGUGCUAACAUUUUUUUAAGGGAAUGGAUGAUCUUUUGGAAUGCAGUUUGCCAGACCCAUAACUCCUAUGUGGAAAAAACUGAUUGAUUUGUUCUUUGGGGUGAGAUCUGCAUAGGACCGGUACCCCUUGCCACCAGAUACCACCCUCUGUUUUCAAUAAUGGCGAUUAGCCCCUGCUUCUAGAAAGUGGACUCAUGAAAUGUGUUCUGUGUUCUGAGCUGGGGGGAGGGGAGGGGAGGACUAGGCAGGGCAAAAAACCUGUUCCAAAGAAUGAAUGCUGAAAGCUUUGUGUCAGAAGCAUUAUGUAAAGUUGUCUGAAAUAUGCAACGCAAAUACAUCUAUAUCUCUACAGUGUGAAUAGUGUGAAUUCUUGAAGCCAGUUUUUCUUUCAGUGUGCUCAAGA
Molecule: messenger RNA, 4787 nt
Organism: Gekko japonicus
Lineage: Eukaryota; Metazoa; Chordata; Lepidosauria; Squamata; Gekkonidae
Gene: XYLT2
Product: xylosyltransferase II
Exons: 11
Coding region: 12-2597 (861 amino acids)
Biological process (GO): chondroitin sulfate proteoglycan biosynthetic process; heparan sulfate proteoglycan biosynthetic process
Cellular component (GO): membrane
Molecular function (GO): protein xylosyltransferase activity
Source: RefSeq, a predicted model, not a curated record